This is a messenger RNA of Anopheles stephensi (Asian malaria mosquito), 3118 nucleotides long. RefSeq names its product protein sister of odd and bowel (gene sob). NCBI's taxonomy places the organism in Eukaryota, Metazoa, Arthropoda, Insecta, Diptera, Culicidae. Gene Ontology annotation, biological process: embryonic pattern specification; regulation of transcription by RNA polymerase II; embryo development. The coding region runs from base 1137 to 2555 and encodes 472 amino acids. Gene Ontology annotation, cellular component: nucleus. The record is from RefSeq and is a predicted model, not a curated record. The transcript is spliced from 2 exons. Gene Ontology annotation, molecular function: RNA polymerase II transcription regulatory region sequence-specific DNA binding; DNA-binding transcription factor activity, RNA polymerase II-specific.
AGUCUCCGGUUCGUGUUGAUUUCAUUGCUCCGGGGGCUUUUAGCUGUGGCCCAGCGUGUGAGCCGGUACGUGUGGGUGUGCGAGAGCGAGAAUGUGUGUAGUCGCUGUGGGGAUGCUGUGUGCUAGGGUCGGGUGCUGCCUGACAGCGACUCCGGUACGAUACAGCAACAACAAAAAAACAGGUUCGAAUCUCGGAGCUUUCGUGGCGUGCGAUCAAUUUCAUCUGGCGAGAAGCGAAAUCUGGCACGGCGAGAGCGUCCCGGGUCGGGAGAGCCGAACGGUGUAAGCGAGAAGCGAGCACCGGAAAGCUCGGAAGCCGGAGCGAGAUGCCCAAGCCAAGCGCGGUCGUUCAGCGGUGAGCGAAAGCUCUCGGCACCGACACAGAGAGCCGGGCUCAGCGGCAGCAGGGCUCGCUCGUGCGUCUCCAUAUCGAUAUGCGUAGAAGAGCACAGGACGCUGGAUACGGCAGAACAACCGAACGAACGCUGGUGCGCGCGCGCUUACCCGAUAGUUUUGACACUGCUAGCGGCCGGAUUUUUCCCCGGACGCUUGUCUUUUCGGCCCGGUGUUUUUCCCGCACCGUAGCGGAGCUUUCCGAGAGGUCCUGUGGUUCUAGCGUGGUGUUAGUGUGACAAGGACUUUCCCACGGGAGUGUGAGUGCAGACGUGUGUGUGUGUGUGAGGGUGCUCGUGCUUGUGUGAGUGUUUGCAUUGAUAAGAAGGCGACGUUUGCGUAGGAGUAGUGUGAUACGGUACCGAAUCCGAAAUGAACAUUCAAGCCGAUUGACCAACUUCGUGUGCGUGCGUGUGAGUUUACAGAUGUGUUCGCAAACAGAACAAACAACAAAGCGUCAAAGAAUCCGAGCGUUGUAGAGUGGUUGAUUGAUAGCGGCCGUUUGAAGUUGACUGAUAACGCGUUGUAAGGUGUGUGUAUAUGUGUAUGUGUAUGUGUUUGCCGUUGUGUGCCAGCCUUUAAACCAACAGAAAGUGCCGCAGCGCUGUGUGCCGAGGGGUCAAAUGUUUGCCUAACUUACGGGGGUUUGUAUUUGUGAAGGUCGUACAGCAACGCUCGGCUAAGCCCAACCAGGCGAUCAGUGACCGUCGAUCGUUGCCAGCACAGGAAGCACCGUGGGCUAGAUGUUAGUGGAAGGUAUUGGUGCCACCGCCGUCAGGAACGUAUCGCCCGCCCCAGAACACAUUCCUGUACCGUCCGUGUGCGUGCUCGGGAUGGACCAGCAAUCGAACGAGUCGACAGCAGUGGCCGUGGCGGCUGCAGCAGCUGCCGCAGCCGCCGCCGCCACGAGCCGCUCGGGCACUUCCACCGGAACGCAGGCGGGUGACUUUGCGGCAGCGGCCGCUGUAGUGUUGUCGUUGCAGAACACAAUGGUUACCAGUCUGCAGCAAGCGGCUCUCAUGCCGGCGAACUCUGCCGCCGCGGCCGCCCUCAAUCUUCAAGCGCUCGAGUCCUACCUGACGUUGCAGAGGAUUACCAGCAAGUCGGAGGUGUUACGUCUAAGUUCUAGCGGUGGACAUGCGUCAUCUCACCAGCGUAAUCAACCCCUGCCUUCGAUGCCCAUAACUGGACCAGCUGCACAGACUUCUAACGAUUCUAGCUCCGCCGGCGGUGAUACGAUCGGGGAGGACAUGUUCAUGGACACAUCCGGACCCUCGAUGCUGUUGCAAAGCGGAGAGCUAGCGGACGAACUUCCCGUACUGGACCAGGAUGAAGAUCUCAACUUCGACGAUGCGGCCGACGACGCUUCCGACGGCAAUUCGCUCGACAAUGGCUAUCCGAGCCUACUACUCAACGCCGCCUUCCAUCACCAAAUGACGGCGGACAAAAUGAAAACCUUGGCAGCUGGCAGCGUCGGAACCGCAACCCCCGCGACUGUAAGCUCCGCCGCUUCGGGAAGUGUAAGCGCGAAAGAACCUCAAGCUCCAACGACGGCAGCAACGGCAGCACCCGGUGGUAGUGGCCAACGUCCCAAGAAGCAAUUUAUCUGCAAGUUCUGCAACCGACAGUUCACCAAGUCCUACAACCUGCUGAUCCACGAGCGCACACACACCGACGAGCGGCCGUACUCGUGCGACAUUUGCGGAAAAGCCUUCCGUCGCCAGGAUCACCUGCGCGACCACCGCUACAUUCAUUCGAAGGAGAAACCGUUCAAAUGUCUGGAAUGCGGAAAAGGAUUCUGCCAGUCGCGGACGCUCGCCGUGCACAAGAUCCUGCACAUGGAGGAAUCGCCGCACAAGUGUCCGGUGUGCAGCCGCAGCUUCAACCAGCGCUCGAAUCUCAAAACGCACCUGCUCACGCACACCGACAUCAAACCGUACCACUGUAUCGCCUGCGGCAAGGUAUUCCGACGGAAUUGUGACCUCCGGCGGCACAGCCUCACACACAAUCUCGGUGCGACCGGGACCGGCACUGGCGGUGGGUUCGAUCUGGCCGGUGCGGGCGCUUCGACUGCCGUCGGUCCGGAGGGCGGUGGCGAGAGCGAACCGGACGGAUGUGAGCUCAAGACGGUGGAUCUGAUGGCGCUGGCCGAUGUCGACUGAUGGGGGUGUGUGUGUGUGUGUGCGGCGUGGCGUCAAAGGAGCGUGAAAUGGUAUUGUUUUGGAAAAAUAACUGUAGAUCGAUAAGAAAAACCUGUGAAGAUCGUAUGUGAGUAAUUUAACAGUGACUGAUAGCGAUAGGGUUCGUCGCUUGUAGUUUGUAGGCUAGCAUUGAAGUCUUUCGUUACUUCGGAGGGAAUAUAGCUGAGGUCGUGAUAGAAUGUAAAAUAAAACUAAAUAUAAAAACCUGAACCGCACUGUUACUGUGUGCCUUCCUAGACAAGCUAAGCCAGGCCAGGCUUGGCUUGGACUGAUCUGUCGUUCUCUGAGAAUUAUUUCUUCCUUCCAAUAUGCAUUUGUAUGAGGUUAAUAGAGUUAGGGCAAAUCGUACGUUAGGAGCUGUUCCCGUUUAGUAUACAAUUAUGUCAGAACUGUAUGUACAAUGGAUGAACUAUAUUUUCGCUUAUUUUAUGGCGGACCAUGUUUGUGUUAAAGUAAAGUGAAAUAAUCGCUAAUUAGUCGUAAGGCAGCUAGCUGAUAUUAGCAAUACAUUCUCUCAAACAGAA